This is a messenger RNA of Aspergillus puulaauensis, 876 nucleotides long. Its product is annotated as acetate uptake transporter family protein. Lineage: Eukaryota; Fungi; Ascomycota; Eurotiomycetes; Eurotiales; Aspergillaceae. The record is from RefSeq and is a predicted model, not a curated record. Gene Ontology annotation, cellular component: plasma membrane. The transcript has 3 exons. Bases 1 to 876 code for a protein of 291 amino acids. Gene Ontology annotation, molecular function: acetate transmembrane transporter activity.
AUGGCAUCUAACGAAGACUCCGAGAAAUACAACCUCCAAAACACCAUCACAAACGCCACCACCCCAUCCCCUCCUUCAGAACCGACGCCAGGCGCCCAGUCCUCUCACCUCGACUAUGCCAACUCAGCAGGCCUCACGCACACAAUCACCGCAGAGAGCCGCCUCCCUGCAUUUGGAGGAGCCUUCCAGCCAGGCCUCUACCGCCAGCAGAAGAAGGCAGCCAACCCUGCACCUCUCGGCCUGUGUGCCUUUGGCCUCACAGCUUUCCUCUUGGGAUGCAUCGAGAUGAGGGCGCGGGACAUCACCCAACCUAGCAUCCUCGUUGCACCUGCAUUUGCAUAUGGGGGGUUGGUCCAGCUCCUAGCUGGCAUGUGGGAAAUGGCUGUAGGGAAUUCGUUCGGAGCGACUGUUCUCUCGUCGUACGGUGGAUUCUGGAUCUCAAUCGGAAUCAUCUUCACACCGGGCGGUUUCGAAAUCAUGGAAAGUCUCAUGGAGGAGAGCGGUGGGAAACCUGAUAUGUUCUAUGACUCUUUGGGGUUAUUUUUGCUGGCCUGGUUCAUCUUCACCAUCGUAAUGACCCUGUGCACCCUCAAAUCAACCCUCGCGUUCUUCACCCUAUUCCUCUUCGCCGAUAUUGCGCUCCUCCUGCUCGGACUUGGAUACCUCCUCCGAGACCCCCAGGGUAUGCCCAACAGCCCGCUGUGCAAAUCUGGGGGAUUCUUUGGAAUCAUGUGUGGCUUUCUUUGCUGGUAUAAUGCGUUUGCGGGGCUGGCAGAUCCGAGCAAUACUUGUUUCAUUCCUCCGGUGGUGCAUUUCCCUUGGUCGGAGCAGGGGCGCAGGUCUCGUCGUGCUGCUGGGGAUCUGGAGUCGGCUUGA